Messenger RNA from Schistosoma bovis, 1356 nucleotides. The record is from the annotation of a GenBank genome assembly. NCBI's taxonomy places the organism in Eukaryota, Metazoa, Platyhelminthes, Trematoda, Strigeidida, Schistosomatidae.
AUGGUAAAGUUCGAUGUUCUUCAUACUUUCGGUGAAUGGAUGCGUCUGGGGAAACUUUCAGAGAGCACAAACCAUCUUCAGAUAGACUUACAAACUCCUGGAUGUCUAUUGUACACAAGAUAUGGUAGUGUUCCUUUCCUUCCUCCAGACGUUUAUGAAAAAAUAGAGCUAUUACCAGAGUUUUCUUUCGCUUCCAUGGGUUACGUAGCGGAACGCAGGUUUUCUCUAACGAAGUUCGGUGGUGGUAUUGUCAAACUUGCUGGUUUAGGGAAACGUGGUGCGUUCCUAUUCCAGUCAGAUCCAACCCACUUGGCGGCUGUAGCGGCUGUUAGUAAAUCGUCGGUCCCAGUUUGGACAACUGGUGGGCGGUUGCAAUUGUCGAUUGCGGAAUAUUUUACGUGCAGUAGGAUUGCGUCACCGACAGCAUUCCAAGCGCCAACUGACAACGAAACUUUUCUGUUAGAUGUGAAUCCAACAUUAAAGCGAAUUACGAAUUCCGUCGUCCGCACUUCAGGGUACUUGAAGAAAUUAGCUUCAGAAUGUACAUCUCAUGAGGAGUUCGCAAAAAGGUCGGUACUUGUAUCCAUCGCCGGUGGUUAUGAUCUACAGCUUCGUCUUCGGUCAGUUGCUGAAACAGAUUUCUCACUUUGUUCAGGUGUAGUAAUUGAUGGUGUACUUCGAGAUUUGCCUGUAUCUUCAGUUGAAGUCAAAACCUAUAGCGAUGAAAACAAAGGUUUACACGAAUUCCUAACCACUACUUUGCCCAAAGUAUUCGCUCACAUUCCACCUCAUCUCCCACGUUUUAUUACUCAAAUAUGGCAACCAUGUGAUAUUGCCCUGGCAGCUAGUUCAGGAUGUGACAUAUUUGAUGGUAGUUUGCCAUACCGACUCAGUCGCAGUGGGAUUGGUUGGAUUUACAAAGACUGGAAUGAAAAUAACCUCUCUAGCAUGGUUUCGGAUCCAAAAUUCUUAGAGUUUCCCUUUGAAGAGUCCUAUAAUUUGGAUGCAGAGGAUUGGCACUUACCGAUUCAACCUGGAUGUAAUUGUUUCACAUGUUUACACCACACACGGAUAUACAUAUCUCAUUUGCAUAUUGCUCAAGAAAUGUUGGCUCCUAUGUUACUAAUGAUGUUCAUCUACUGUUGCUGCUACCUUGAAGUGAUGAUCGGGAUGGCCUAUCGCAAUCAACCAAUCGAACUAUACUGGUCGGAACAGUCGUUCUUCAAGGAUUUGCCAUGCCAGGUAGGUCGGUUGAAGAGCGGUGAGACUAAAAGCAGCAAACUCAAGGUCCGAGAGUGAAGUUGUAUUGCUGACUGUACAGAGGUGUGACAGCAGUAAGGUGUUUACUUCAGACAA